AUGUACACUGAUCAUCAGAGCACUGAUGAUCAGUGUGCCUUGAUGAUCAGUGUAGCCCUAUCAGUGCCACCUGUCAAUGUCCAUCAAUUCCACCUGUUAGUGCCACAUCAAUGUCACAUAUCAGUGCCCAUCUGAGCUGCCUUUCAGUGCCACUUAUCAGUUCCAUCAGUGCAGCCUAUCAGUGCCCGUCAGUGCCACCUAACAGUGCCAGUCAGUGCCACCUAUCAGUGCAAUAUAUGAGUGCUGCCUUUCAGUGCCCAUCAGUGAUGCCUGUCAAUACCCAUCAGUGCCACCUACCAGUGCCUCCUCAUCAGUGCCCAUCACUGCAGCCUCAUUAGCGCACAUCAAUGAAG
Messenger RNA from Staurois parvus, 353 nucleotides. NCBI's taxonomy places the organism in Eukaryota, Metazoa, Chordata, Amphibia, Anura, Ranidae. The record is from the annotation of a GenBank genome assembly.